AUUUUACAAUUUACACUGAUUGUUAUGAAAACAUGGCGUCGUCGAAGCACAGUUACGAUAUCGAUGUUCACCGUUGGGAAACUGCCUUGCGGACUGUGUGCUCUACAUUUAAUUUAAAGGAGUUGUAUGCUGAGCAAAUAGAGGCAUUACAUGCAUACUUUUCGGGUCAACAUGUAUAUGUAAACCUGCCUACUUCGUUUGGAAAAUCUUUGGUAUUUCAAGCUGUUCCAUUGAUUGCUGAUGUCAUAAAGCCAAAGGACAACGGCACAAGCAUAUUGGUUGUGAUUUCGCCUUUAAAAUCGCUGAUGGAAGAACAGGUUGCUUACUUGACCAAUCUGGGAAUACCUGCUGUUUGUAUUACGGACGAUUCUAAAGACAAGGUGAUAGAAACUGUAAUGCAAGGAAGAUACUCGCAUGUGUAUGCGUCUCCUGAGUGUCUUCUUUCGACUAGCAAAUGGAGAGCAAUAUUUUCUUCCAAAUUGUUUGUAAAAAAUCUUGUUGGAGUGGCUGUAGACGAAGCACAUUGUAUUGCCCAAUGGGGUUCAAGUGACGGGGGACAUGGUAGACAAAGCAUACCAUUCCGACAGUGGUAUGGUAAUUUAGGCGAAUUAAGAUCUUUGAUGCCAUCACAUUUAAAGUUUUUGGUCCUAACAGCAACAGCGGCAAAGUCAACAAGAGAAUAUAUAUUUAAUUCCCUACAACUUCCAAAAAAGAGCACCUACACAGUACAAAUGAGUCCUGACCGUGAGAACUUGUGUUACAGUGUUCAGUAUAUCAACAAUAAUUUGCCUCUUGAGAUGGUCUUUUCAGGGCUUAUUGAUGAGCUUUACCAUAAUGGGGUUAAAACAGAUUGCACCCUGAUAUAUUGUCGAACCCGUAAACAGUGUGGACUAAUAUUUCGAAUGUUUCAGUUAAACUUAAAAGAAAAAUUUUAUCAUGGUAGCACAGAUCCUGAGAAAAGAUUAGUUGAAAUGUACCAUGCAGGCACCCCAAAUGUGGUGAAAGAACACAUCAUUAACAAGUUUGGAGAUGAGGCUGGCCACAUUCGUGUCUUGAUUUCUACAAUCGCUUUUGGCAUGGGUGUAAAUUGCAAAUGUGUUCACAAAGUCAUUCACUUUGGUCCAUCAAGCACCCUAGAGUCGUAUGUACAAGAAAGUGGGAGAGCUGGUCGAGAUGGAAAACCCAGUAACUGCAUUAUUCUUUACAAUGGAUUGCUGUCAAGUUACUGCUCAGCAAAGAUGGCAACAUUUUUAUCAAACGAAGACUCUGUAUGUCUUCGCAAAAUGAUAAUGGAAGAGUUUGGCUACAGUCAUAGCAGUGAUGGCCCUUCGCAUAUGUGUUGUGACAUUUGUGCUGCAAAAUGUGAAUGUGGACUGGCAGAUUGUAGCACAGUGCCUCUUGUUGCUAUCCAAGAAACUACAGAUACCCCAAGCCUUUCAGGAGAGUUGUAUGCAACAAGAGCAGUAAGUGCAAAUGCUAAAGAAAAAUUAAGAGCAAACCUUAUAACAUUUAAGAAGGAGUUAAUAGAGAGGGAAAUGUCUGGUAUGACGUCAGCUGUAGGUGUACCUAAUGUGUUUUUGGAGUUUGGUUGGCUUCAGAUUAUCCAAAUUCUACAAACAUGCCACAAACUUUUUACAGUAGAAGAUGUUUUACAAAAUGUUGAAAUUUGGCGAAGACAUCAUGCAUAUGCUGUACUGAAUAUUAUUUCACAAGUAUUUGGUGACAUUACAGUUGAGCAUGAUGUGUCAAUGUUCGAAGAAAUUUCUGACAUUGAAAUGGAUUGGGAGGAACUGAAGGAUGACUCCAGUCUUCAUGAGCUUUGGCAUAGUCAUGAAUAUGACUUUGAUGAAACAGAGUCCUUAUAUGAUUCAAAUGAGGAUGGAAAUGAUAGUUUCCUUGAAAACCUUGCUGUUAUGAGUAAAUAAAUGACAUUUUCUACUAUACCAUGAUAUGAUUUGAUAUCAUGUCAUCUUAAACAUCUAUUGCUUACUAUAAACCAUAAC
Messenger RNA from Dendronephthya gigantea, 2003 nucleotides. RefSeq names its product ATP-dependent DNA helicase hus2/rqh1-like. The record is from RefSeq and is a predicted model, not a curated record. NCBI's taxonomy places the organism in Eukaryota, Metazoa, Cnidaria, Anthozoa, Malacalcyonacea, Nephtheidae. Bases 33 to 1925 code for a protein of 630 amino acids. The transcript is spliced from 2 exons. Gene Ontology annotation, cellular component: chromosome; nucleus; cytoplasm. Gene Ontology annotation, molecular function: nucleic acid binding; ATP binding; 3'-5' DNA helicase activity. Gene Ontology annotation, biological process: double-strand break repair via homologous recombination.